Messenger RNA from Funneliformis mosseae, 154 nucleotides. Lineage: Eukaryota; Fungi; Glomeromycota; Glomeromycetes; Glomerales; Glomeraceae. The record is from the annotation of a GenBank genome assembly.
GAGUGAAAAAAUGUCAUUAGCAUCUAUUGAACGUAAAAACUUAUCAAAAGAAGAAUUAGAAAAAAUACAACCUGAAUAUAAAAUUGAUAUUCUCUUUUGUAUUAAUGACAUAGAAUAUUUUAGUUCAGAAACAUACGUUGAUAAAAAUUCAUAA